Molecule: messenger RNA, 8462 nt
Organism: Cinara cedri
Lineage: Eukaryota; Metazoa; Arthropoda; Insecta; Hemiptera; Aphididae
Source: the annotation of a GenBank genome assembly
AUGUCACUCGUAGUGUACGUCGUUUUAUUAUUAUUGGCCACUAGUACAUGGUGUCAAAUUUUUCCCAAAGCUCUGGUGUUUGAAGGAUUGGGCUUACCCGAUAUGAUAAAUAGUUCAAUUCCCGGUGAAAACCGUACUGACACCACCACGGUGACCGAAGGAGAUUUGAAAAAUGCAUUAGUGACGAUGAAUUUCCACAGGUACAAUUUGUGUUUACAAUAUUUAUGAUCCUAUAAUUGCAAUAUAUAUUUUUUAUAUUUUUUAAUGAUAUGUUGUUAUAAUUUAUACUGUCACAGUACAGGAUAAAUACAAAUUGAAAAUUUUUCAAGAGAUCAUUUUCUAACUAUAUAUCGUAACUAGGUAUUACACUGUGAAUUUGUUAAUGUUUACUUGUAAAUAAUGAACUAUAUCAACCAUUUCAUAUAAAUAACGAUUUUAAACGAAGUUCUGUUGAUAGUGAUGCUUUUUAAAGAAUAUAGAUGUCAUAUUAGGGUAAAAUAAUUAAAUAGGCAUUAUAUAUUUUCGUUAAUAAUAUUUUUUUAAUGUUGUACUGAGUUUUUCUGUUUUCCUCAGUUUUCCCAUGUUUUAUCCCAAUUUUUCACAUUUGCUGGAAAAAUUCCUGAUAAAAUCGAAAAAUAACUUUUUUAAAAUACGUCUCUAGUGAAAUUUCUUUUUAGAAACAUUGCUAUCAUUAACAAUUGGAGCGAAAUUGAUAGUUGAAAAGUUGUGAACAGGAAAAAAAAAUCGCAAUAUUUUCGUAAUAUAUUUCCUAAAUUUUUCCGUUUUUUUCGGUUAUUCAAAUUCAGUGAUAAAACUCUUGACAAAAUCGAAAAAUGACCUCUUUAAGGUAUCUCCUUACACCAAUUUGUUUUCAGAAAAGGUGCUAUACUUAGAAAUCUGAGCAAGUCUUCUUAUAGAAAAGUUGUGCAUAAAAAAUAAAAGAUAAAAAAUUUAAAAAAUAAACAUCUUUGUAAAACCAUAUAAGCUUCUUCGUUCUACUCAGAAUUUAAAAUUAUGCUGAAAUUCCUAUACUUUUUUUGUUGAGGAAUUCCUUGUUUAUUUGUGUUCACCUGAGACGAAAUAGUUAUUGGUUUAUUUACAUUUUUGAUAGUCAGCUAUUUAGUUUUUUAUUUAUUUAUGGUUCAUUCAUUGGCUCUGUAUGAUAAGGUUAACUUAACCUGAUAUAUAUCAGGUUAUAUAUUUCUAUUUAUAACCUAUAUAUAUACAAGGUGAUUUUUUUUAUCAUGAACCAGUAAUUAUUAUUUCAGAGGAUUUUUAAUGAAUUUUAUUUCUGUUUUUUUUCUAAUCAUUCUAUUAAUCUACUUUAUUUUAAAAUCAUUUUAAAUUUUGGAGCGAAGAUGCAAAUGAUUUUACAAAGAUGUUUACUUUUUUUUUUCUGUGAUCAACUUUUUAAGUGUAGCACCUUUUCUGAAAAAAUCGAACUGGAGAGGUACUUAAGGAAGGUCAUUUUUUGAUUUUCUUAACAAAUUAGAAAAACCAGGAAAAAAACGGUAAAACAAGUAUUAUUAAAGAAAAUAUACAGUGCAUAUUAUAUAAGUAUUUUAUCAUAAUAUUACAUAUAUAUUGUAAAUAAAGCAACCCUAUCAACUGAACUCCGCUCAGAAUCGUUUUUCGUUAGAAAUAGUUUAUCGUUACUUACAUAUAUAAAAUACAUUAUAUUUUCCCUCUGCUACCUUUCUAACUUCUCAUCCACGUACGUCGCGCCAAGUUUGAUGUUGUCUUGCUUUUAAAUUGUUUACUCCUACUCCAUGUACCCUACUAUCCUAGUCGUCACAUAUUCCGAACUUCCCACCUACAAGAGUGACCAAUCCAUAAGCAGUAUUCUACACGAAGAGUGUAGUUUUUUUUUUUUUUAAUUAGAAUCAGUGGUUUAAUUGCGAAGGGAGGCGAAAGGUGAUGGAAUCGCCUUUAUUAUUUAUUUUAAGAUAAUGCACCCUCCUUAAUAUAAGUCUUCCAAGUCCGGGGGACGCUUGACAAAACAUUUUUUUUUUUAAAUUCACAUUCUACAUUAGUUUUAAUAAUUUAUUAAUAUAAACGCUAUAUUUAAUUAUAGUUAGAUAUCUAUAGAUACCCUAUUGCUCGUGUAUAGAUAAUCUGAUAAACGCGCACACGGACCGUCCGUGAAAAUAAACCAGUUAAGCAACGACACAAUAUUAUUGUACCAAUAAAAUUGAUGCGAUAUUAAGAAUGACUAUGAUAGAAAAUAAUGAUCUAUAGUCAUGAUGACAAUUGUAAUUCAUCCUAAUUAAUUAUUAAUAUAAGUUGGCAUAUUUUGGUUUUUUUGUUUUCGGUGAUAUCCAUGGUGUAUUUUUUAUCAGUUAUAAGUAAUACAAGUAGAUAAGUUAAUAGAUAGCUCAGUAGAUAAGUUGAUACGUUAUACUAUUUUAUUGUAUACCUAUGCAAUUAAAAUUAAAACAACUUUAAAAUUUAAAUAUAUUUUUUUUUAAAUUUGAGGCUAUGAAUUGUUAUUUAUUAUUUUUGCCGAGCAAAUAAAUAAAUAAAUAAUACAUAAAUGCAUAAUAAGUAUAGGAUCAUUUUUUUUAGAUUAAAAUAUAUUUUAAAAACCUUUUAAAAUACAUUUUUAUGAACAAGGAUCUAUGAGAAAAAAAUGAUAAAGGUUUAGACCUCGUGGGCUUAUUAAAAUAGUUUGGUGGGAUAUAAGUACUCAGGAACGCUCUUCAAUUUUCGGUGAUUACAGUCCCCUCUCAAAAUUUUUCCCACUUUAACCACUACUUAGAAUUAUAAAAAUUAGGAAUUAAAUUCGUUAGGUAAAUAAAUUACAAUUUAAGUUGUAUAAUGAUUCGGUCAAACAUAACAUAUCGCCUAAUGCAGUGUUCCUCAACCUUUGUUACACAACGCCCCUUUUAGAUUGUUAAAAACUCAAACCAUUUCGCCCCCCCUCCCCCGAUAAAUUAAAAAAGAUAAUUAUAGUUUAAUUUUUAAAAUCAGCCAUUUAAUUAAAGUGAAAAAUAAAUAUUUUCUAAAAUUUUUGUUCUCGGACAUUAUAUUAUAACUUUGUGUAUUCAAUGCAAUUAUACGACUGCCGAAAAUAUCCGUAUGAUAGUAGAUCAAACGAAGUUAAUAGGCAUCGAUACGAUAAUAUUAAAGCUUUUAUUUCCAUUUUGCUGCUAUUUAAUGUGUAUAAAUAAUAAAAUUAGUGUUUUAAAUUCUGAGUGGAGCAAAGAAGCUUCUAGUUUUACAAAGAUGUUUAUUUUUUUUUUUAUUUGUGCACAACUUUUCUAUCAGGAGAAUUGCUCGGAUUUCAACGUGUAAUACAUUUUAUGAAAGGAAAUAGACAUAAGGAGGUACUUAAAGAAGUCAUUUUUCAAUUUCCUCAGAAGUUUUCUCAUCAAAUUUGAAAAACCUUCUACGGAAAAUUUAAGAAAUAUAUUAUUAAAAUAUUACGAUUUUUUUUCCUGUGCACAACUUUUCUAACAUUUUAUGAUAGUCAUGUUUCUAAAAGAAAAUUUCACUAACGAGGUACUUUAAAUCGUUCAUUUUUCGAUUUUACCAAGUGUUUUUCCAGCAAAUGUGAAAACUCGGAACAAACUAUAGGAAAACCGGGAAAAACGUAGGUAGAUUGGGAAACUUAGUACAACAUUAAAUAUAUAUUAUUAAAAAAAAUAUAUAAAGCUUAUUUAAUUAUUUUACUAUAAACUGGCGUAUAUAUUGUUGACAAAGCAUCACUAUCAACUGAACUUUGCUCAGAAUCGUUUUUUCGUAAGUAAUAGUUUAUUGUUGCUUACAGAUUUACAUUCAAUUAUCUAUAACAGUGACUACACUCGUUCCAAUUACCUUAGGACAUCUUUUUUUUUGUUUUAAGCAGUUAUACAUUUCACUGCAAUAAUUUAUGAGUCGAGUCCGCUUUUAUUUAUUUAAUAAUAAUAUAAUUGUUUAUAAUGAUAUCGAAAAAUUUGUAUAAUAAAAGUAAAGUAACCUCUUCCUCCCUCUUAGGGCGUCAUCAAGUAUAAAUCCCCUUUCAAAAUUAAGCUCACAAAUGGGCAGUAUCAUUUAUGUUGGGAAUCACUGGUCUGUUUUAAUGUAAUAAUUGAUUCUAGUUUUAAUUAACUUAUGGUAACAAAAAGAAAUACUGUUGUAGAGAAAAGAUAAACGAUUAUCUCUGCCGGCAAUUCAUCGUUGACAGAAUAUUAAAAGACAUUUCAGACGGUACCGAUUAUUAUGUAUCGACCGAAAGCCGUUCAAUGCCGUUAGAUAAUUUUGGUGUAAGUAAAACGAUGACAAUGCAGACGGAUCAAGGUUCUUCGGCUUAUAAUACAUGGCUGAUCAAGUAUGUGCACUGAAAAAACUAUAGUAAUUUAAUUGCGGACAAAUUGUUUUCAUGUUUUUUUUUAUAGAACUAAACUAUUAAAAAGAAUUUACGACGAGUACGACUUGAAUAUCAAAGCGCAAGAAAACCCUGUUGGGUUUACAUCGAAAUAUUAUAACGACAGUAGGUGCCUAUAUCCAUCCUAUUAUAUAAUUAUAUAAUUAACCGUUAUUCGAAUGUAUGUCCGUGUAUAAAUUGAAUAAUUAUUUUCUAGGUUCCGCAGAACAUGAUGACGUUACUGUAAAAAACUCAGAUAUCGCAAACGAUUUGAAACAACCUCAACAACCGGAAGAAGGUAUACCUUUAUACUCACUAUACCUUUAUUAUAUAGUUUAACGAACAGUUUUAAAUUUAAACGUAAAUUAAGUAACUAAAAAUGUUUCAAACGUAUGUAAACUGUGUUAGUAUGUUUAGUGUUGCACACCGAUAGCAUGCAUGCAACAACAAUUAUAACAUAAUAUAUAUAUGUAAAAAAAAAUAAACAAUAAAGGUGUAGGAGAAUAAAAAUACAUAAAAAAAAACAAAUUGCGACAUAAUAUUACAAUAUGUACACAUAGUGUGUCGAGCCCAUUAACAUGAUAGGAUUAAAAACCGUUAUUAUUACGUAAAGAUAAUCGUCCAAACCCAGAAUAAAAAUAUUUGGGGUGAAAUAUCAAGAAAAAAGUUAAACAAAGAUAUUUUUUAAUUUUUUUAAUAAAACAUAAAAAUUAAAUUAAAAUAUAAUAUUUGUAGUCCUUAUUUCUGUGAGUAAUAUAUAUAAAAAAACAUAAUUUAUUUAUCUUUAUUAUCUCAAGAAAUAAUGCAAUGGGAAUUAAUAUCUUCGUGGGGUACUCUGUAUAAUAAACUCUAAUCAAAUUUCUGCUGAAUCAAACAAUUUCUUAAACACCAAAAAAAAACUUAUGAUUUUAACAAUUUUGUUAAAACCGUGGAAGCUACAAAUAAAUCGAGAGUAGAUUUGAACAUUAGGUUUUUUUUUUGAUUUUUAUUUAUGGCCAGAUUAUAAAUCAUAAUACAAAAAUAAGAUAAUCAACAAACCGCAUAUUAUUAAAAGUUGUCAUGUCUAUAAAAGCUGUUGGUGAUCAAUUUAUUUUAUACACAAAAUGUAAUCUAGAGCAUUCCAGAGCUUGAUUUUUGAAAAUUGAUUGUAUGAAAAUAUUCUGAAUGGUUACAUCUGAAUAAUCAUAGGUAAAAUACUUUUAAAAUGUAUUAAUAGUACAUAUUCUAAUACAUACUGAAAAAAUUAUUCAGAAUUUAUAUUGGAAUACUUCUUAACAAUAGUAUUCCCAAAAUAUUCUGAAUACUUUACCAAAUGUAUUUCGAAUAUUUUAAAAAUACUAUCUAAAAAAGCUGUCCUAGGAUAAUGGGGAUAGGUGCAGCCACUGUUGUAGAUGGAAAGUUGGGGAGAUAGGAUACAGAAGGGAAUUCAAUGUAUAUCUGUAAGCAACUAUAAGCCAUUGCUACCGAAAAAACGAUUUUGAACGGAAUUCAGUGAUGCUUUUUCAGCAAUAUUUAUGUCACAUUAUAGUAAAAUAAUAAAAUAGGCAUCAUAUAUUUUCUUUAAUAAUAUUUGUUUAAUAUUGAUUUUCCAAUUUUCCCGUUUUUCCCGGUAUCCCAUGUUUUUUCUAGUUUUUUUUUUACAUUUGCUGAGAAAACUUGAGAAUACCGAAAAAGGGCCUACUUAACGUACCUUCCUAGUCACAUUUCCUUUCAGAAAAAGUGUUAUGACUACUAAAAUUUAUUUUAAUAUUCCGAAGAAAAUAUACGUAAUUUUAGGUUUUUUUUAUUAUUAUUAUUAUUAUUAUUAUUGUUAAUUUCUUCGAAAAUAUAAUGGGCCCCACUGAACAGGUUUGAAACAAUGUUUUUAAAAAAAUGUAAAGUAUCAUUUUUUAAGAAAAAGAAUGAACAGGUAUUUUAUUUUUAGAAGAAAAUGGUGACGUAGGUACAUAUGGGGUUCUGAAAAUUUUGUAAUUUGCAACCCAUUAAUUAUUUCGAAUUGGUAUUUUUUAUUGCUGUUAGCAUAAUAUUUUAAAGUGAAUAUUUGUAUGUUUUGGUUUAGAUUCGUUAUCGAGCCCCAGCGAAACAGUUAGCGUGGACAUCACACAAAGUCAAUCGUCGCAGUAUUACGAAGGUGAAAACAAAAAUGAGCAUAAUAAACCGCAACAUUCCAGUUCUACACAAUUUUCACCGCAACUCCCGUCUUCCUACGGGUCGCUUUCGCCACCAUCUCAGUAUGGAAACCCUACAGUGACGUACGGACCGCCCCCACCGUCUCAAACUUACGGACCCCCCUCGCCAACGUACGGACUCUCUUCGCUAAUGUAUGGAACCUCUUUGCCAACUUACGGUCCCCCUUUGCCCCCAGAUACGCCUCCCCCAUCGCUACCAUAUGGACCACCACCGCCGCCGUACGUACCACCACCACCGACAUCGUAUGGAACACCACCGUCAUCAUAUGGAACACCAUCGUCGCCGUCGUACAGCUAUCCUCCGUUAUAUUACUGGCAACCAUCCGCAGCCGUGGUCUCACCGGUUACCGAACCUAGUAAAUACAACACACGAAUAUAAUUUGUUUAAAAAAUUUGCAAUCGGGUAAUUUAACUAUUUUUCCAAAUUACAAUAGUUUAUUAAAAGUCAGAAAAAUUACAUGUGAAUCGAAAGGAUUUGUAUCAUUAUUUUAGUUUCAGAGCGCAGCGAGAAUUAUAUUUAUUAUAUAUUUUUUUUAUCUACGAUUUUCAUUAACUAAAUUAUUGUUUAUGUUAACUAAAUGUCUAAAUUAAUAGACACACUUUGGAAAUCCUGACCUAGAUGCAUACUGUAAUUUUUGUGAAGGGAUGUGAAAUAACCGCUUAAAUAUGUUUUAUUCCUCACACUAUAUACACUCGUAUCCAUAAAAAGGUACAAAGUCGGCAGUCAUAUUAACACACUUAAAAAAUAACUACAAAUUAUAACGUUAAAAUAAUUUUAAAAAUAUUAAAAAUAGUAUAAUUAUUUUAAAGUAUUAUAAAAUAAGACACUGUACUUAACGGUUUUUAUCAGAUUACAAUUAUUCCAUUUAAUUUUCCGUAAAAUUAUUGUUCGUCACAAAUUAUUAAAUAUUGUAAACUUCGUUUUUAAAUUUAGUUAUAUUACUUUUGUUGUGUAUAAAACUAUAAAAUAUAAAUUCCUUGAAAUCGAAAUGAAAAUGUAAUAAAAGUAUUUGAAAUAUAGGCUCAGACUUUACGACACGAGAUGCUGAAACAUUGACUAAAUCCAAUCAACUCACAAAUGCCGAGAGGAAUACUAAUAACGAUGGAGGUGAAACAACGAAUUCGGGACUCACUGCAACGGACUUAUACGACCUGACAUUAACCGCUAUUGCGUUUUUGGGGUUCGGUACAUUCGCCAUAAAUCUCGUAAUGGACGCGAUGAAGGUAAAUAUUGGGUAAGUAUUAAUUUGUGAAUUCGAUAAGUCUGAAUCGUGCUCGUGGACAUUUCAGUUUCAACCGGGAGCGACACUGUUGAUGAACUCUCAGCCAACAGCUGGCAGAGAUAUACAGGACUACGUUAAUGGUACUACUCAAGACAUUUUGGAAAUCAAUGAUUUAUCAUGGGUCGUGGUGUCGACCUUAGACAAUAUAAUGUUGCCGAUUGUGAACGGAACUUCGGUGAAUUGUGUAAAAGUAAAACAGUUGUGUCGACGGUCCAAACGACUGGUUAAAGCCGGUACUCACUUUAGUACCAAAUUAAUACCGAUUUGGAAGUAAUUCAAAACACGUUUGUAAUUAUUUAGGAUGAUAGUUGACAAAUAAUAGUUUAUGCAUUAUAAAAACACAUAUAGCUGCACAUUACGUGUAGUAUAUAAAAAUACCUAGUUUAUAAAGUAUAUUUGCAAUUUAAAUUAUUUAAUUUUCCCAUCUACCUCAUCGAUUUCACUUGUGUAUGGUAUCUAAUAUAUUAUUACAUUAUAAAUUACGCAAUGCUGUUAUUAAUUGACAUAUUAUGUUUAUUUUUUGUUGACAGUGUUUCGUUAAGUUGGCUCACAAAUAAACUGGGAAAAAAAACAGACCAGCCUCUUGCGAUGGCUACGCUGUUGGGACAUUGUACUUUACCAGCACAGUGUCAACCUAGACAGUAA